Messenger RNA from Hippocampus zosterae (dwarf seahorse), 2736 nucleotides. It is a transcript of the gene dgkab, whose product is annotated as diacylglycerol kinase, alpha b. Gene Ontology annotation, biological process: lipid phosphorylation; intracellular signal transduction; diacylglycerol metabolic process. Lineage: Eukaryota; Metazoa; Chordata; Actinopteri; Syngnathiformes; Syngnathidae. The record is from RefSeq and is a predicted model, not a curated record. The coding region runs from base 30 to 2264 and encodes 744 amino acids. The transcript is spliced from 23 exons. Gene Ontology annotation, molecular function: calcium ion binding; ATP-dependent diacylglycerol kinase activity. Gene Ontology annotation, cellular component: plasma membrane.
AAAUUAAAGCCCUGUUGAGCGAACAACAAAUGCAUGCCUUGACUUUGCUGGCUGUUUGCAGGUGUAAAGUUUCUGUCCUCCAUUGUUUGCAUCGCUCUGUAUUCCAGAUGUCGUACUCUAAGGAUACAGAAGAUACUCUAACGCCUGUGGAUUUUAUCCAGCUGCAGGAAUACAUGCAAUACAGCACUUUAAAGGUGAAAGAUGUUAUCGGGGAGUUUGAGAGUGGAGGUCGGCUGGCCCAGCACAGCUCUCGAGAGUAUGUGGAUGCAGAAGGAUUCAGCUUGUUCCUCAAGACCUACCUUGAGGUCGACGACUUUCCUGCAGAUUUCUGCCAGCGCCUUUUCCGUUACUUCCAAAAUGUCGAGCAGGAAGCGUCCACGACAACAAUCCAGGCCAAGGGGGGAGUGUUUCUCCGUGACAUGUCCUGUUACUUCUCAGUGUUGGAAGAUGGGCAGCCACGGGAGAAGCUGGAAUUUACUUUCAAACUUUAUGACAAAGAUGGUAAUGGACACCUGGAUAGCUCUGAAGUGGAUCGGAUCAUUACACAGAUGAUGCGAGCCGCUGAUUACCUCGGCUGGGAUGUGGCUGAGCUCAGAACUGUGCUGAAGGACAUGAUGACGGCAAUUGAUGUUGAUUCCAGCGGUACUGUCACACUGGAGGAAUGGCUGAAAGGAGGCAUGAACAAUGUGCCUUUACUUGUUCUGCUUGGACUGAAGGUGCCGCAAAGGGAUGGGCAGCAUAUUUGGAGAUUGAAGAAUUUUAACAAACCGGCCUACUGUUGUGUGUGUAAGAGCAUGCUCCUCGGCCUCAGGAAGCAAGGACUCUGCUGCAGCCGUUGCAAGUAUACUGCCCAUAGUCACUGUUCCAACAAGAACGUUGAGCCCUGUGCUCGCACCUUUGUCAAAUCUAAACAGGAACUGAGGGUGCAGUCUCACGACUGGGUGAGAUCGGACCGCAGCUCCAAGUGUCAAGUUUGCUCGAAGAAAAUUAAAACCUUAGCUGGAAGGCGAUGUGUGUGGUGCCAGCAGAUGCGGCACGAUGAGUGCAUCUACACUGGACUAUCCACCUGCAACUGUGGUCCACUGAAAGACCAUAUACUCCCACCAUGGGCCAUAUAUGGUCACUCCAAGAAACAGGACACCGAUCUUUUAAACGUGACCCCCGAUGGCAACAUAUUACAGACUGUCCCAAUUCCUGACAUUCACCCUCUGCUGGUGUUGGUAAAUCCAAAAAGUGGAGGAAACCAGGGUGAAAGAGUUCUCUGUAAAUUUCAGUACCUGCUGAAUCCACGCCAAGUGUACAACCUUUCAAAUGGAGGUCCUUCCCCUGGGCUCCAUUUCUUCCGCAAUCUUUCCGACUACAGGAUCUUGGCGUGUGGAGGAGAUGGCACUGCCGGGUGGAUCUUGGAUGCCAUCGACAAAGCUGACCUGCGGGUGAAUCCUCAAGUAGCGAUUUUGCCCUUGGGUACAGGAAAUGACCUGGCUCGUUGUCUGCGCUGGGGUGGAGGCUAUGACGGGUCUGACCUGACAGAGAUCCUGAAGGAGAUUGAGACCAGUGAGCUGAUCCAAAUGGAUCGCUGGAGCAUUCAGGUGAUACCAAGUGAUCCUAAGCAAGUGGGAGACCCCGUCCCCCACCAGAUCAUCAACAACUACUUCUCCGUAGGAUCAGAUGCUUCUGUUGCUCAUCGUUUCCACUCUAUGAGAGAGAAAUACCCUCAGAGGUUCAACAGCAGAAUGAAAAACAAGCUCUGGUAUUUGGAGUUUGCCACAUCUGAGACCAUCAAUUCUUCUUGCAAGAACCUCACAGAGUGUCUCGCCAUUGAGUGCUGUGGGAAACCUCUUGAACUGAGUGGCACGUCUCUCACGUGCAUUGCUGUCCUCAACAUACCCAGCAUCUACGGCGGCUCCAACCUGUGGGGCGAGUCCACUAAGCCUGGUGGUCCACCACGUGAACCACGUGAAGUCAUCACUGAUCCAGAAGUUCUUAAAACAGUAGCACAAGACAUGACUGAUAGGCGUCUAGAGGUGGUAGGGCUGGAAGGGAUGAUGGAAAUGGGACAGAUCUACACUGGGCUGAAGAGCGCUGGGCACAGAUUGGCACAGGCUUCCCAAAUUACAAUCAGGACAUUCAAAGCAAUGCCCAUGCAAAUUGACGGGGAGCCGUGGUUGCAACCUCCUUGUACAAUCCACAUAACUCAUAAGAACCAAGCUAACAUGUUAAUGGGUCCACCGGCAAAGCCAUCCGGUUUCUUCCACCUCAAAUAGAAACAAUCUUUUUCCACAGAGGGACUCUGGAAAACAGGACUCUAUUUUAUAUUUUCACAUUCUUUUAGAUAGCAUUUGGUGUGUGUUUUGUUGCAGAGAAUUCCUAAACUGUUAUUUUGCACUUAUGUUACUGUACUUGUUCGGAUGGAUUGAUGGUUGUUUUACCUGAUUUUAAAGGAGGAUGAGAAAUAUGGUGUUGUGUUUGUUAUAUGGCUAAAAUAGAAAUCAGUAGCAGGGUGUUAGCGUUUCAAUUGACAUGCUUACCUACACUUGGUGCAUUCUAUACAUAUAUUUAUUUCUGCGUUUUAAUUAAGGACUGGGUGUAACGGUUAAAAAAAAUUUCCUUAAUUCAACAUGUUUGAAUUCUAGUGUUAUGCUGUUAUGCUUCCACUACUGUUAAUUUGCCCAUUCUUCUUGUCCAGCAUAAAUUGUACAGCGAGGCCUGUAUAGCCUAAUAAAUAAAUAUCAAGAU